AUGCUCAACGGCGAGUUCAUAUUGACUGUGGGCAACCAUUUCAUCGCGCUGCGGAAGAAUGAUGGCUGUCUAGAGGUGAACUUUGGGCGCCGGACGCACGAGUGGCAAAGCGCGUGCCGCUGGCAGACGAGUGUGCCCAUUGGUUUCGCAGAGGAUAUCGGCCAGUGGCUGAUUGACCCGGACAUUGAUGCUGCGCAGGAUGGUGGGCGAGAUCUCGUCGGCGGCAGUGUCGCUGAUGUCCCCAGCCAGGUGAGUAAGGAGAUCGUCCGCAACAUCGGGGACUUGCGGUCCGUGGCGCAAAUGGAACGUGUGUGCAGAGACUUUCGGGAUCUAGUCACGCAGCCUGACGUGUGGUCCGGGCGCAACGCUGGCGCACUCCCCGCAGAUGUGUUGCAGGCCAAGUGGCUGACUGGCGGCGUGUCCUCUCUUGGCAGCGCAGUCGCCACGUCUCGCGUGCUGGCAUUAGAGUGGCCGGUCCGAGCCACAUGCACGAAUCUGUGUGGAUCCUCUUACCGUUCUUGGCGGACAAAGCAAGCGGCAGUGUCGCCUGUGUACUUCGAGCUCUGUGCCGUGGACGAGAUCGACCGGUGUGUCAUCUCCGUCGGCAGCCCUAGGGCGGCAGACAGCGACGCCUCCCAGGACCGCUGCUGGUGUCACAUCUUGCGCCCAUUCGAAGACACAAUGGCGAUUGAGAUGGGUCACAAUCACCGAGGUGAACCCAAUGCCGCGCACUUUGCUUGGGUGCCAUCCGUAGCUCCGGAAAGAUUACUGCAGGUGCAGUGGUGGAAUCAGGCUCUAGAGGUCUUGCUGGAUGGCCACACGAUUGGAUCGGUCUCUCUUGGAGAGUGCAGUAUUCCGCAAUGGUCUGAGGUGGUAGUGUCCACUUUCGGUCCAAUGCAGUUGCCUGGGAUGUCAGGUGGAAGCAGAAGCCGCUUUCUUCGCACAGAGGUCGGGACCCAGUCGCUCAUCCGCCGAGAGGAUGCGCGUGCUGGGAGCCCCGACUUCUGUACGUGCGCUCAUCUGCAAACUUCUUUUCUGCAGGACCUGGCAGAUUUCCUGGCAGUUGGGUCGUGCAACCAUUUCCUCCGACAGUCCAUACAAGAGAGCCAUUUCUGGCAAGGAGUGGACCUGGACUUGACAGACCAUCUCAGUGUUCCUUUUCGACGCAGGAGUUUUUUUGUGCAUCUUCUUGGAGCGUGGUCGAGGGGUAUCAGAAGUUUAUCGUGUCCGCACAACUUCUUGCACUACCUCUCCGCGCUGGACGGAAAAUUAUUUCUGCGGGGGAAAGGCGAAUACCUUCCCUGCGUAGUCGGACCGCGCCAAGUCCCAGCCUCCAACAGAAUUAUCUACUGGAGAUCGGAGAGGCAGACCUGUGGCUCUGUCGCCUUGGAGUGCUCCGUCCCUGCAGGAGCUUUGUUCCUGGUACUGGCUCUGCGCCGUGCCGAACAUGGGAGCACACCGGACAACAGCACGUGCGUCGUGCUGCGGAAGCCACUAGAUCCUGCAGGAGGAAUACAGUUCCGAUUGUCCGAUGGACUGCGCGUCCCAGUUCCGAUUCCCAGUUUCAUGUCCUCGACCCGAGCCAGCACACACAAGUUCGAGUUCCGGUGGCAAACUGGGUUUUUGGAAUUCCUCUUUGAGGGCCAGCUCGUCAGCACAGUGCCCCUGACACAGCAGCAGGAUGUGGAGCCGUGGGUCCGUGCAGCGGCUAUGUGCGUGGCAUCUCCCGCGCGCACACGCACUGAUUUUCAAAUACAUUUAUUGCCUUUCCAAUACUGCGCCUCCUUCGGUCAUCCGACAUGCGCCUACUGCCCGAUGACGAGCCUUGCCUGCUGUCAGGCUUGCCAGCACUGGUUUUGUCAAGAACAUGGCCUCAGUGGCAGCGACAUGUGCCUCUCCUGCAUGCCAGAAUCCUUUCUAGAGGAUCGCUUGGCCGGGACCUCGCUCCCAGAGCCGGCUGGCUGGAGAGCGGCGGUAGAAGGACGUCGGCUGGUCGCUCUUCGACGUCAAUAUUUACGUUUUUCAGGCGAUGCAGCAGCCUUCGACCUCCUGUGCGAGCGAAUACAAAGUGUGGAAGAACAGAUGUGCGCUGCCGAGACAGACGAUUUCUGCGCAAGAGAGGAGCUUCGCACGCAACUGGACGAUGUUGCCUUCCAAAGACUUGCGCGAGCUAUCAACAGUCUGGAGACGGGCGGUUUCUUCACAGUGAGCAGAAGCUGCCGAAGCAUGGCUGGACAGAAUAGUCUGAUCGAUUUCGGCUUGCAGACUUGUCUGCCAGAGUGCUUGCGAACAGGUCGGUGGCCACGGUCAGUGUGCGUGGCAACGCCGCAGUCUCUCAAUGUGGAGAAACUGGCAGGGAUUGAUGUGCUGGAUGUUCUUGCAAUCUUGCAUCCACACGGCCGAGACGCACACCUCCAGUUUCGCGAUCUGGAUCACUCGUACACCUGGCAAGGUCGCAGGGUUUCUACGUCGGUAACGGGGCUGAUUCAUUCUUUGGCUGCACGGUUCCAUGCACCUGAAGCAUUGCGCGCGAUGCGCAGCGGCAGGAACUGGCCCAGACCGGAAUACGUCGCAUCUGACAUGGUACAGCAGCUACGAGCCGUUCUACGGACGGACGGGCCGGCUGAAUCCGAACUGCUGCGCCUUUUGGCAGAGCCUCGGGUUGAUGUGGAGGCUGUCUGCAGGCGGCUGCGCGAUCUGAUCUGGACUCACCCAGGGUACGAAUAUCUUGCCACCGUGGCGAGCUUGACAGAUGCGGACAUUCUCCAGCAGUGGGAGGGCAAUCGCAGAGUCGCGGCAGCCGCCGGAACCUGGAUGCAUGCCAAAUGUGAGUGCUUACUCAAUGGAGGCCAGGUCCCGACAAACUCACCCGAGAUGUGCAUGUUCCUCAAAUUCCUUCGCGAGUUCCAAGCAGAGGGCUGGAUAUUCAGGAGGACAGAGUGGACCAUCUACGCAGACGCGGAGGAUCUAGCCGGCUCCAUCGAUGCCGUUGCUGCGCGCGGCGCGGACAUCUGCCUCUUAGAUUGGAAGAGAACAAAGCAGCUGGCUUCGAAAGAUGCUAGUUUCGGCCGCUGCCUUCAGCAUCCUCUGGAAGCUCUCCCGGACACCGUCCUAUGGCACUACCGGGUUCAGUUAAACAUAUAUGCUUGGAUUCUCCGGACAUAUUACGAGGUGAAUGUCACGGACCUGCGUGUCGUCUGUCUCCAUCCAGACAACGGCUUCUCUGCUCUGGUCAUUGAAGUUCCGCUUUUGUUCGACUGCAUAGAUCAUCUCAUGUCUUGGCGACGAGACGACUUGCAGUCGCAAAUGCUUUUGACCGCGGAGCCAGUGGAUGAUCUGCGGGCAGGAAGCCAGGAAAGUGACAUGUCCUUCUCGCGGAGAGUGGAACUGGAGCUCGAAGCUGGCCUGCUGGACGAGACGCCGCCUGCGGCAGCGCCUGUGCCGAAGAGAGCGCGAACUGACCUUGCUGGGAAGCAGUCUGACGUGGAUACGGCAGUCUCGGACUUCAUGCGGAUAGAGAUCGACGACCUGAUGCUAGGACACGAGGUCGAGACACCCACAGAGGACGGCGACAUUCUUCUGGAAGUUCAACGAAAUCGCCUGGCCGUUGAGAGUUUCCCAGGGAGCGGACCGUGGACGACGGACUUCCAGCACAUUGUCCAAGGUGCCUUGGCCGUCCAAAACCUUCGUCUGCUGGACAUAAGCAGAAGAGAAGAAGUGCUGUUCCUGGAGCUCAUUGAGGGGUGCGGGCGCCACGUUCGUGCUCAUGACGGUCAGUGUUUUUUCUACUCUGCGCAUGGAUACUGGGCGGCGUACAAUGGUGUUAUCCCGCAAGGCACCCUGGCCCGGUGCAAGAGUUUCUUAAUGCAUCUGGAAGGCCUGUACUCCAUGUUUGGAGCACAGGUUCUUCGGCGCACUGACAGCAUCCUGGCAGAGGCCCAACGGCUGCUGGAACAACACAACCAAUCUUGCUCGGCUCUGUUGGCAGAAUGUCUACGCGCAGCCAUCUGCAGAGUUCCCACGCGCGCCAAGAAGCCAGGCCAGGAGGAAGACGAGGAGGCAUGCGAAGGCCGUGGCGGCGGUGCCACUUCGUGGACCCAGGCCAUGGCCAACACAAUCGGGAAGCUCUACGUGAAGCUGCGUCUUGGCAUAAUGUAG
Molecule: messenger RNA, 4158 nt
Organism: Symbiodinium natans
Lineage: Eukaryota; Dinophyceae; Suessiales; Symbiodiniaceae
Source: the annotation of a GenBank genome assembly